Molecule: messenger RNA, 1143 nt
Organism: Grammomys surdaster
Lineage: Eukaryota; Metazoa; Chordata; Mammalia; Rodentia; Muridae
Gene: Rlig1
Product: chromosome unknown C12orf29 homolog
Exons: 7
Coding region: 110-1087 (325 amino acids)
Biological process (GO): response to reactive oxygen species
Molecular function (GO): RNA ligase (ATP) activity
Source: RefSeq, a predicted model, not a curated record
UGGUGCUGUUUUGGAUCCUCUGGCUGGUGUUUGGAUUCUCCCUGCUCCUAGCUGCAGAUUUCCUCCGUCCGGGACCCAGCUCAGUGGAGACAGGUUGCGCGUGGGCACCAUGAACCGUCUGGGCUCGGUGCAGCGGAAGAUGCCGUGCGUGUUUGUGACGGAGGUGAAAGCUGAGCCUUCAGCCAAGCGGGAGCAUCAGCCAUUUAAAGUUUUGGCAACUGAAACUCUAAGUGAAAAGGCGUUAGACGCAGAUGUGUACAAUGCGGUUGCAACAGAAAAAGUGGAUGGAACAUGUUGCUACGUUACUAACUACAAAGGUCAGCCAUACCUUUGGGCUCGACUAGACAGAAAACCAAACAAGCAAGCUGACAAAAGAUUUAAAAAAUUUCUACAUUCAAAAGAAAGUGCAAAAGAGUUUCAUUGGAACACGGAGGAAGACUUCAAGCCUGUCCCAGAGUGCUGGAUACCAGCAAAGGAAAUAGAAAAACAAAAUGGGAAGCCGGUACCCGAUGAAAACGGACACAUUCCUGGCUGGGUACCAGUAGAAAAGAGCAGCAAGCAAUAUUGUUGGCACUCGUCUGUAGUGAAUUAUGAGUCUGGGAUUGCCCUGGUACUGAGGCACCAUCCUGACGAUCCCGGAGUUUUGGAAAUCAGUGCGGUUCCUCUGUCAGAUCUUUUAGAGCAAACCUUGGAGCUGAUAGGAACGAAUAUCAAUGGAAACCCAUACGGUCUGGGAAGCAAAAAAUACCCAUUACAUUUUCUUACCCCACAUGGAGCAUUCCAAGUCAGAAAUCUGCCUACACUGAAACACAAUGACCUGCUGUCCUGGUUUGAAGACUGCAGAGAGGGUCAAAUUGAAGGGAUUGUGUGGCAUUGCGGUGAUGGCUGUUUAAUUAAGGUCCACCGCCACCAUCUUGGUUUAUGCUGGCCACUUCCAGAUACUUACAUGAAUUCCAAACCAGUUAUUAUUAACAUGAACCUGAACAAAUAUGACUGUGCUUUUGAUAACCAGUCUUUGUUUAAUCAGUUUUCAAAAAUAGAUAAACAGAAAUUUGAUAGGCUCAAAGAUAUAAUACUUGGUGUAUAAAAUGGAAAUCAUAGUUGGGAUUAUUGUGAUUUUCUAAUAUUGAACAGUUUGCCAUG